AUGGAGGCAGUGCUCAUCUUCCUGUGCUCCCUCCUGGUGCCAGCAGCCCUGGCAGACGUGGCCAACCAAGAGAAGGAGGAGGACCCCUUUAACUAUGAUUACCAGAGCCUGAGGAUCGGGGGGCUGGCGUUUGCCGUGGUCCUGUUCACUGUGGGCAUUCUUCUUAUACUCAGCAGGAGGUGCAGGUGCAGUUUCAACCAGAAGCCCGGAGCUCCGGGGGACGAGGAGGCUCAGGCUGAGAACCUGAUCACCUCGAACGGUAAGACCCAGAGACCUGAGGACAGCUACUCGGACCGCAGAUGCCGUGGUGGCGGAGAAGCCCGUGAAAUCCCCCGGCACGGUGACACUGUGAAAGAGGGCGGCUGCGUGGCGGUGACCCUGCCAACCAGCACAAACCAGCUCCUCACCAACGCUCUGCCUGCCCACGAGAUGCAG
Molecule: messenger RNA, 435 nt
Organism: Merops nubicus (carmine bee-eater)
Lineage: Eukaryota; Metazoa; Chordata; Aves; Coraciiformes; Meropidae
Gene: FXYD6
Product: FXYD domain containing ion transport regulator 6
Exons: 7
Biological process (GO): regulation of sodium ion transmembrane transporter activity
Cellular component (GO): membrane
Molecular function (GO): sodium channel regulator activity
Source: RefSeq, a predicted model, not a curated record